AUGUUCCCAGCGCGGUGCUGCGGGCUCCUCCUUCUCUUUUCCAUCUUUCUACUUAGCGCGGAUGGAACACGACGAGAGCAGCAAAUCGCUUCUACUUCUUCCUUUCCCUCUCCUUCUCCCUCUCCGCAUUCACAAACUGCAACGUCCGCCGCGUUGACAUCGUCUACAAAAUCUGCAACGCUGUCAUCUUAUGAACCAUUCGGGCGGAUUAAAUUCGUGAGCUCCUGCGGAGGACCGGACCAGCGACGACGAUUGAACGACGGCAUCGCCCUCGUCCACUCCUUUUGGUAUGAAGAGGCUCGUGAGAUCUUUCAGUCGCUAGCAAAUGAGGUGGCAAACUGCACGAUGGGGCACUGGGGCGUGGCGAUGUCCUACCUUCAGCCCCUGUGGUCCUACCCCACGGACCAGGAGAUGCGGGCUGGGGCCGCGGCCCUGCAGCGCGCUCGGGCCACGCUUCACGACCCCAAGGUGACCGAGCUCGAAAAGGGGCACGUUUGGGCACUGGAGGGCUUCUUUGCCGAGCACGAGCGGUUGCCCUACGCCAAGCGGAUUCUGCUGUGGGAAGCGCGAAUGGAGCGACUCUGGCAGAGGUAUCCAAAGGACACGGAGACGAUCGUGUUCUACGCACUGGCGCUCAAGUCAAAGAGUCUGAUCAAUCUCGAGGCCGAGGGCGGCAAGAUCUACCGCAGUCUCGACACAGAGGAGGAAUCGGCUAGCGACGCGACGGUCUUCUACAAUCAGAGGAAGGCCGGUAAGAUGCUGGAGCUCGUGCUACUUGAGGAAAGAUACCAUCCUGGCGCGUUGCACUACUUGAUCCAUUCCUACGACUACCCGCUGCUCGCACACAAGGCACUUCCCUACGCCAAGAGGUAUGCGCUCGCAGCGCCGCUGGUGGCACACGCGCUCCACAUGCCCGCCCACAUAUUCGUGCGGUUGGGCCAAUGGCGGAAUGCGAUCGUCAGCGAUCUGCAUUCCAUGAACGUGUCGAGCAUCUUCUUCGCCAAGAAGCUGCGCGAGGGCAAGGCGGGCUGGCGGGCUGACGGCAUGUACGACGAGUACCUCCACUCCCUCGACUACCUCGUCUACUCCUACCACCAAAUCGGCAGCAGCGUUUGUGGCGGAGGUGGUGCGCACGGAGCACAAUUUCCGAGCCUCACGCACGGCAGCGUGUACUCGCUGAUCGCCGCCACCGCCCGCUCGCUCGCCGAGACCCAUAACUGGGAGGCGCUCGCCCAGUACCAGUUCCCGCUCGCCCUCGCCUCUGACCUCCGCAACGGCGGAACGAGUGUGGGCGACUGGGCCAGCAUGUUUAAAGUCUAUCUGCGGCUGCUCGGCCUCUCCAAUCUACCGGUGGUGCUUGACCGAUCGGCCGAGGCGGACGCCGACGCCGACCGGGCCGACCGCCUGUGGAGCAUUCGCCAAGAGGUGGCCGACAGCCUGGCGCUCAUGCGCAACCUGUCGACAUCGCCGCGCCUCGAGCGGGAGCUCAAGCAGGACCUGAGCGUGCUCUGGCGCAUUACUGCCGACGUGCAGCUGGGCGUGGCCCAGGCCGUCCACGAGUGGGUCGAGGAUCGGCGGGACGAGGCCAUCGCCAUACUCACGCGAAUGGCCGACAUCGAGGACUCCUACUUCAAACCCUCCGUCAAGCCAUCAGUGAUUUAUCCUGUGCGAGAACAUCUGGCGGACAAGCUGGUGUUGGUUGGGCGGCUGGACGAAGCGCUGGCCGCCUACAAAGCGACCCUGGAACAGCAACCCCUGCGAUUCAACAGUCUGCUGGGUGCGGCCAAGACGGCCCGCGCGCUGUAUCGGUACGAGGAGGCCAAUGUGCACUACACCACGCUGCUCCAGCAAAUCACCGGCUGCGAGGAGGUCAAGCGGCAGGAACGCUUCUCCACCACGUACGACCCCAAGCGAGUCGGGCGCGUGGGCGCCGUCAAGCUCGACGCCGACGCCGAUGAAGACAACGACGACGAUGACGAGUACCUCGAGGAGCUCGAAGACUGCAUCUUCCGCGUCAUCACCGACCAGAGCGAAGGCGACAUCGACGGCUACAGCGGCGGCGCUGCGGGGACCGAGCCCGGUCGCCACGCCGAGGUGAUGGGGGCCAUGCAGUUCGUGCACCACCAGCGGCUCCAGCGCGAGCACAAGCGACAGCGGCGGCUGGCCCUUCUGCGCGAGCGUGCGGCCCGCGGCGGCCGGGCCUCGGGCGCGCCGAGCCUGAUCACGGUCGAGAUGCGCACUCUGUGCCUCUACCUCCUGCUCUCGGCCCUCCUCGGCUUCGCCGCCUCCCAGGCCGUCACCCACUACCGCAAGAAGAACAACUGA
Messenger RNA from Acanthamoeba castellanii str. Neff, 2325 nucleotides. RefSeq lists its product as uncharacterized. The transcript has 12 exons. The coding region runs from base 1 to 2325 and encodes 774 amino acids. Lineage: Eukaryota; Discosea; Longamoebia; Acanthamoebidae. Gene Ontology annotation, cellular component: intracellular anatomical structure. Gene Ontology annotation, molecular function: protein binding. The record is from RefSeq and is a predicted model, not a curated record.